AUGACCCAAGCUCCACAAGCUGUGAAGGCGCAGAGGGUUCAGCGCGACGUCUGCUGGCUCACACAAUACGGCUUCUGCGACGUUGAGAGCCAAACCCGGGGCUUGGAGAACACAGCACCAUGGCGACUAGGUGGAAUCAUAAAACACAAAGAGAUCUCACGACGACAACUUGGCGAUGUAGUGGUCAACUCAUGUGACUUGAAGGCACGCCGGACGAGUCCACACACGCACACGCGAGCGCGUAUUGCUGGCCAAAACAAGAAACACUAG
This is a messenger RNA of Phytophthora nicotianae INRA-310, 270 nucleotides long. RefSeq lists its product as hypothetical. The transcript has a single exon. Bases 1 to 270 code for a protein of 89 amino acids. Lineage: Eukaryota; Oomycota; Peronosporomycetes; Peronosporales; Peronosporaceae. The record is from RefSeq and is a predicted model, not a curated record.